AUGGCUGCUGCACAAGGAUACCCUCUUCUCUGCCUGGAAAACCCUCUUCUCGACAUCCAAGGAGUCGGAGAUGAGGCGCUUCUGCAGAAGUACGAGGUCAAGGCCAAUGACGCCAUCCUCGCCGAGGAGAAACACAUGGGUCUCUAUGAAGAUCUACUCCAGAACCACGAUGCCAAAUUGAUUGCAGGUGGUGCUGCUCAGAACACUGCUCGAGGUGCCCAGUACAUCCUCCCCGAGAACUCGGUCGUUUAUAUUGGCUGCGUCGGCAAAGACAAGUACGCCGAUAUCCUGACCCAGGCCUGCAAGACCGCCGGCGUGCACACCGAAUACCGUGUCGACGAAGUCCAACCCACUGGAAAAUGCGGUGUUAUCAUCACUGGCCACAACCGUAGCAUGGUCACCCACCUUGCUGCCGCCAAUGAAUACAAGCUCGACCAUCUUAAGCAGCCCCAUGUCUGGUCCCUUGUUGAGAAGGCCCAGGUGUACUACGUUGGUGGCUAUCAUUUGACAGUCUCUGUUCCAGCUAUUUUGGCUCUUGCUGAAGAAGCCGCUGCGAAGAACAAGCCAUUCGUCUUCUCGCUUUCCGCCCCCUUCAUCCCUCAGUUCUUCAAGGACCAGCUCGACCAAGUAAUCCCAUACGUCGACUACCUGAUUGGCAACGAAACCGAAGCUCUGUCCUACUCCGAGCACCAUGGCUGGGGCCUCACUGACAUUGCCGAAAUCGCCAAGAAACUCACCACCCUGCCCAAGAAGAACACCCAACGCCCUCGCGUUGUCAUCAUCACCCAGGGAACUCUCCCCACCGUCACUGCCGUUGCCACUGCCAGCGGCGCCGUAGAGACCAAGGAAUAUCCCGUUCACGAAAUCCCCAAGGAGAAGAUCAACGACACCAACGGUGCUGGCGACGCUUUCGCCGGUGGUUUCGUCGCCGGUGUUGUCCAGGGUAAAACUUUGGAACAAAGCAUCGACCUCGGCCAGUGGCUUGCUAGCCUCAGCAUCCAAGAACUGGGACCAUCAUACCCAUUCCCCAAACAAACCUACUCUCGCCAAUAG
Talaromyces atroroseus is the source of this 1053-nucleotide messenger RNA. RefSeq lists its product as hypothetical. Gene Ontology annotation, biological process: purine ribonucleoside salvage. Gene Ontology annotation, molecular function: adenosine kinase activity. Bases 1 to 1053 code for a protein of 350 amino acids. The record is from RefSeq and is a predicted model, not a curated record. Gene Ontology annotation, cellular component: cytosol; nucleus. Lineage: Eukaryota; Fungi; Ascomycota; Eurotiomycetes; Eurotiales; Trichocomaceae. The transcript is spliced from 7 exons.